This is a messenger RNA of Oppiella nova, 906 nucleotides long. Lineage: Eukaryota; Metazoa; Arthropoda; Arachnida; Sarcoptiformes; Oppiidae. The record is from the annotation of a GenBank genome assembly.
AUGAACUUGGACGUAAAAACUAUAUGUACACCCUUGGACACUCAGGACGACAAAUGCUACUACCACAUUUUAAAUAAAAAUGCUACCCAGGCACAAGCUAAGAACAUGUGCAAGGUGCUUAAUAAAGAUGCCAUACUGGCCACCAUUGGUAAAAAAAGUGAUGAAAGUGCGAUAUCCCUGAUGUUGUCAACCCUGGGGGUAAAGGUAUGGUUAGGACUGGAGUAUACAAAUGAUGGGAAGUACCGGUGGGUCGAUGGGUCGACCACUGAUUUCUAUACUAAUUGGAUGUCCGGUAAUAAUACGGCGUUUGAUGAUACUGAGGGUAGUCAGCCGUGGGGUAACUGUACAUACCUGGCCCUUAAUGAGCCAAUUGGACUUGCUACCUGUUAUGCGAAAGACUUACGUACCACGGACACAUCUGACCUACGUAGGAUAUGCACACCUACCGAUGACAAUGGUCAUGAAAAAUGUUAUUACUACCUACCGUAUGGCGUAGCUAACCAGACACAGGCUGCAGAAAUGUGCAGGGUCAUGGACGAGACUGCCAUACUGGGCACUAUACAUACAAAGGAGCAGGAAAAUAUUGUAGCAUUAUUACUGGUUGGUACCAAGGUGAAAGUGUGGUUAGGCAUGGAGUUUGAUAAGACCAGGGGUGCGCACCGGUGGGUCGAUGGUAUAGCCAGUGAUUACGAGAAUUGGAAGUCCGGUACGAAUACUUCGUUUAACGAUACUAAUGGUCACCAGCCGUGGGGUAACUGUGCCUACCUGUUACAUGGUGAAAAUUUUGAUGCAUCAUGGUACACGUCUAAUUGUACAAUGGAGUUGGAAGUUUUGUGCCAGACAAAUAACGUGGUGAAACUUUUGUUAAGCACCUGGUUGGUAAACAUAAAAAUCAAAUAUGAAUGA